Molecule: messenger RNA, 653 nt
Organism: Corylus avellana
Lineage: Eukaryota; Viridiplantae; Streptophyta; Magnoliopsida; Fagales; Betulaceae
Product: putative invertase inhibitor
Biological process (GO): negative regulation of catalytic activity
Molecular function (GO): enzyme inhibitor activity
Source: RefSeq, a predicted model, not a curated record
GAAAGCAAAGAUGAACACCAUUUCAAAGGUCUUCCUUUUGAUGCUUGUAACUCUCUGGCCAAACCAAAUUCUUGCUCAAAAUUUGAUCAUCACAGCUUGUAAUAGCACUCUGUACAAAGAAUUGUGCAGAAAAACUCUUCAAAAUGACCCAGAAAGCCGUGCGGCAACUAGUUUGGAAGUACUAGCCAAAGUUGCACUAAAGCAUGCAACAUCCACAGCAACCCAAAUACAUGACCAAGUGAAAAAACUGCUCAAAUCAUCGACCAAGCCGAUUAAGGCUGCCCUGACAGAUUGCAAUGAGCUCUACCAAGAUGCACUUGAACAACUUGAUGACUCCAGCACUGCCUUUAUAACCAAGAAUUACGACAUUAGCACAUAUGUGUCAGCUGCCAUGGAUGAUGCUGACACAUGUGACCAAAGCUUAGAGGAAAUGGCACCCGGCAAGUCUCCAAUAGGCAGUCAGGGCACUACAUUUAGCCAGCUUUGCAGCAUUGUCUUGGCCAUUGCCAAGCAAGUGAAAUGAAAGGGUCGCUAAUCUCUGCCUGCUCUCACACUCUAAACUAAAUUUUCCAGAUUAAAAAAAAAAAAAAAAUCCCUCCAUUAUACAACUGGUUUUACUUGAUUUCAAACAUGUUUAGUGCCAAUCUUUAAUA